Molecule: messenger RNA, 1629 nt
Organism: Cuscuta campestris
Lineage: Eukaryota; Viridiplantae; Streptophyta; Magnoliopsida; Solanales; Convolvulaceae
Source: the annotation of a GenBank genome assembly
CUUAUAUUCUAGGAAGACAUUAAUUAUCCUCUCAAUUCAAUGCCAUUCUACCUCUAUGAGUUUAUACAAUAUUUCGUAGAGCCUCUCCUAAAGAUUUGGCCAUUUUCAAAGUUGAGAAAGAAAGCCCUUAAGAUGGCAAUGGACCACAUUCAUUAUGAGGAUGAAUGCUCCAAUUACAUGUGCAUUGGAAUUACCAUAAAGGUCAAUGAGCUCAUGGCAAUACAGGGCAGCAGAGAUUCCAGCUGCUGUAUAGAGUUGCAUGUCUAAAAUCUAAUUAACUAGUGCCCAGAAACAAGAGUAAACAAGGUGUCCAUCAUCUACCAGUGACUGCAUGCAUUGUUGCAUGUUGGGAUGAGGAUCCAAAUUCAGAGGCAUUUAGAAGGCACCUUGCUCGACUUCCAGACUACUUUUGGGUAGCCGAAGAUGGCAUGAAAGUGCAGAGCUUUGGAAGCCAGAUGUGGGAUUUGUCAUUUAGUGUCCGAGCAAUACUUUCAAGCAAUCUUAAUCAAGAGUACUGGCCAACACUUAAAAGGGCACACGAGUUCUUAAAAGCUUCUCAAGUAAUCUCCAAUCCCCCUGGAGAAUUUCAAGAAAAGUACUAUCGACAUGAGAGCAAGGGAUGUUGGACGUUCUCAACGCAAGAUCAUGGCUGGCAGGUCUCAGAUUGCACAGCAGAAGCCCUUUUGGUUGCACUUAAGUUUUCUCAACUGCCAACCCAUGUCGUUGGUGAGGAAAUUGACACCCAACGCUUAUAUGACGCUGUAAAUGUUGUUUUGUCUCUUCAGAGUGAUAAUGGCGGAUUUUUUGCAUGGGAGCCCAGACGAACAUAUGAGUGGGUAGAGAAGCUCAAUCCUUUGGAGUUCUUUGAAGACGUUCUAAUCGAGAGGGAGUAUGUGGAAUGCACUUCUUCAGCAAUUCAAAGUCUUUCAUAUUUCCAAAAGUUACAUCCCCAACACAGAAAAUCUGAAAUCAAAAGUAGCAUCCAAAGAGGCAUACGAUAUGUGGAGAAGAUGCAAAACCUCGAUGGGUCAUGGACGGGUAAUUGGGGGAAUUGUUUUACGUACGCGACAUGGUUUGCUGUGGAAGCAUUGGCAACAUGUGGGAAAAAUUGCAACAAUAGUGUUGUUGUGCGUAAAGCUUGUCAAUUUUUGCUCACAAAGCAGCUCCCUGAUGGGGGAUGGGGAGAGAGUUAUCUAUCUAGUUCAAAAAAGGUAUACACAAACCUUGAAGGAAAGAGAUCACAUUUAGUUCACACUUCCUGGGCUUUGUUAGCUCUUAUUGCAGCUGAUCAUAAGGAUGUUGAUCCAACACCGAUUCAUCAAGGCAUCAAAUUUAUAAUAAAUUCACAAAUGGAAGAUGGAGACUACCCCCAAGAGAUAGUGACAAAGGGCUAUAAUCAUGAGUACGAGCUUGACUAUUUGGAGACAUUUUGUCUUAUUGGGAAAUAGCAGGCUAUAUGGUUGGUUUUUUUUGUUACUCUUUAGGAAUUGGCACAUUCCCAUAUGUAUGCACUGCCUAGCUUCUUACAUGGAGACUUACCGAAGAUAUUUACAUGGAGUAGCCACUAUGAAAUAUUGAUCAAUAGUUUCCAUAUAAGAUUGUCAAAUUUAAGAAAUCCUUAAAUGACUU